CUGUGUGGCCUGCGCACAGUGGCCAUGAAGACCAUGCUGCUCCCUGUCCUGGCUCUCUGGGUGGGGUGCUGCCCUGGAGGGGCCCUGGCUAAGCAGAGGCCGAGCCUGAGAGAGCCCAUGGCCCCACCAACCCCCACGGGUUUGCCCGCCCUGCAGCUGCUGCUGCCCAUCAUGCCUGGGCGUCCCGAUGGGUCUUCCCACCACCGUGGCCCAAGGGGCUGGCGACAAAAGAAGGACUGCAGUCAAGGCUGCGGGGGCAGCAGCAUCUCAGAGACCACAGGCCGUGGGCAAAGAAGGCCUGGAAGCAGGCGAGGGCAUGGGCAUGGGCCUGCGGACCCAGGCACCAUGGAGCAGGCCAUGCCCUCCCUGCCAGCCUCAUGCCUCCUGGCCCAGGCGGCCAUCGCCUGUGGCAAUGCCAAGAUGAAACACAUCCCUGCCCUGACCGACCCUGGCCUGACCACGCUUUACCUGGCAGAGAAUGAAAUUGCCAAGAUCCCGGCCCACACGUUCCUGGGACUGCCCAACCUGGAGUGGCUGGACCUGAGCAAGAACAAGCUAGAUGCCCGUGGCCUGCACCCUGGUGCCUUUAAGAAUCUGACGCGGCUAAAGCGGCUGAACCUGGAUGGAAACCAGCUGUCCACAGUGCCGGCCCUGCCCGCCUCCCUGCAGGAGCUCAAGCUCAAUGACAACCACCUGCAGGGCCUGCAGCACAGCAGCUUCCGGGGGCUCAGCAAGCUGCUAACGCUGGAGGUGGAAGGGAACCAGCUGCAUGAUGGGAACAUCUCCCCCCUGGCUUUCCGGCCCUUGGGCAGCUUGCUGUACCUGAGGCUGGACCGGAACCGGCUGCGAACCAUCCCACCCGGCCUUCCAGCCUCCCUGCAGGAGCUGCACCUGGGUGCCAACGUCAUCGAGGAGGUGACAGAGCGCACGCUGAACCGCAGCUGCAGCCUCAGUGUGCUGGUGCUCAGCAACAACCGGCUCCAGGAGGACCGGCUGGCGCCCCGAGCUUGGAUCGAUCUCCCCAAGCUGGAGACCCUCGACCUGUCCCACAACCGACUCGUGCACGUCCCCUCCUUCCUGCCGCGGGGCCUCCGGCGCCUGCUGCUGCACCACAACCACAUUGAGCGCAUCCCUGGCUACGUGUUUGCACACAUGAAGCCGGGCCUGGAGUUCCUGCACCUGUCCUACAACAGCCUGCGCGCCGACGGCAUCCACGACGUGUCCUUCUGGGGCCUGCGCACCUCCCUGGCGGAACUGCUCCUGGAUCACAACCAGCUGCAGGCCAUCCCGCGAGGCCUGCUGGGCCUCAAGGGGCUGCAGGUGCUGCGUCUGAGCCACAACAAGAUCAGACACGUGCCCCUGAAUUCCAUCUGUGACACUCGAGCGGCCCAGGACUCCAACCUCAUCUCCACACGCCUGGAGAACAACUUCAUCGAUAGGCGCCGCAUCCCCCCCACCGCCUUUUCCUGCAUCCGGGCCUACCACAGUGUGGUCCUCCAGCCCCAGCAGGGGGAGGGGGAAAGCUCCUAGGCCCCCCUACUGGGCUUCCCUGCCCUCCCCCCUCUCCUUUGGGGCUGGUGAAGGGGGCUCAGGCCCAGGUCCACUUGAUCUUUGCACCACUUCAAGAAAGAUCUAGAACACCCUGAUUCUUCCCAUGGACUGCUGAGGCCCCUUCACUUAGUAACCAGCCUGGUGGGGUGCAUUGCUGGU
Molecule: messenger RNA, 1710 nt
Organism: Myotis daubentonii (Daubenton's bat)
Lineage: Eukaryota; Metazoa; Chordata; Mammalia; Chiroptera; Vespertilionidae
Product: extracellular matrix protein 2-like
Biological process (GO): extracellular matrix organization; positive regulation of cell-substrate adhesion
Cellular component (GO): extracellular matrix
Molecular function (GO): protein binding; heparin binding; collagen V binding
Source: RefSeq, a predicted model, not a curated record